AUGAGGGAUGUCACUUACCUCAACCGCCUAGACAACAAUGGCGAUGAUGCCGGCUGUACCUACGAUUACUAUGGCAAUGCCGAUGGUAUUGAACCUGAGGGGGAGGAUAUCAACGCCGCCUACGCUCCUGAGUUCGGCCGCACAAACGAAACAACUCGAAAUGAGGCCUCGGUGUUGUGUCCAUACCGUAAAUGCCGCACGGAGCAGCGUGUUUUCCCAACACGUAAGCAGAUACUCAAGCACCUCAAGUCACAUGCUGCUUGCCUUCAGAUAUGUGCAUUUUGUGGAGAGAUAUGCACAAAGGUAUCUGUGGCUCUAAGCCAUGAUUGUGAUGAGAGGCAAGUGACCAACCGGAAUGACAGGGCUUCGACAAACAACUGGAAGGAAGUUUAUAGAUCGGAUCGUCGUGAGCAUCUAACACAUCCGGAAGCCUUCCUCAAUAGGACCCAUUUCGGUGUUUCAAUACCGCAGAACAGAAAAAAGAAGUCGAAUCCGAUGCACCAAGGCCACAAGUUCAGUGCUACCAAGAGGCUGAGGACAACCGUGACGUCUGGCGUCGAAGCAAACAAUACGUCAGCAAUGGAUGUACCGCACCGAAAUAAUAUAAGCCACUCAUCGGAAGCUCAACUAGUCCAGUUUCAUUUAACUCAGACGCAGUGGGAAGAUGGGGAGACCACUAUCGAAGCACCAUAG
Molecule: messenger RNA, 693 nt
Organism: Fusarium keratoplasticum
Lineage: Eukaryota; Fungi; Ascomycota; Sordariomycetes; Hypocreales; Nectriaceae
Exons: 2
Coding region: 1-693 (230 amino acids)
Source: RefSeq, a predicted model, not a curated record